AUGCAGCAACUGCAGCAACCUGAUGCUUUCGGAGUGCUUCCAGCACAGCUCUUUCCACGUCCGGGGCAUCCGGGUGAGUGGAUCCAGGCGUUGCCAAAUCAGCUUUUCAGGACGGUAGUUCAACCGCUCGCCAGACCAGAGUUUAUAGUUGGCGUGCGGGUGGAAUACCUGAGCGCACGGUUCCAAUCUCAGAUGCGUGGUGUGAUCACGGCGCGAAGUCCCUUCAACAUGUUGGAGAUCUCAUCGGAGCCUGGGCAGUGGAUCUCUGUCCACAGCCCAACCCUUCGAUUGGUGCAGCAGCCAGAAGCGCAAGUGGCAAGAUAUCCAGCCGGAGCCGCAAUCGAGUAUCUCUGCAGAGAGCGAAAUCAGUGGCGGAGAGGAACUGUGACGGCAGUCAUGCCCAGAACCGGCAACCUGCAGAUUUCUUUGAGGCCUGGGUACUGGUUAAGCCCUGCUGAGCAGCAGACGAUUCUCAGACCGCUGCAGCUUCAACCAGCUCUGUCUCGGUCUGCGAGUCUUGUUGCUGGACGGCAUGCGGUCAGACCCGAGAUGAUCGUAGAGGGAGCCCAUUUACGGUUUUUCUUCGCCGGGGCCUGGAAGCCUGUCGUCGUGCGGAGCGUGCUACCAGAUGGCAAUGUGCAGAUUGGCUGGCAUGAGGGAACCAGCUUCUACACAGCUACCACACCACCCGGACUGCUGCAGAACGACCCGAGCUUUCCGGCAGAUGAAGAGGAGUUGCGGCGGCUGAACACUCGGCUGUCGAGGGCACGGGCCCAGAAUCCGGUCGAGGACUACAAGAUUCCCCAAGCUUUGGAUGCUCUGGCCCUGCCUGGUUUGCGAUCGAUGGAACAACCUCAAUUCAGGUUGGGGUUUGUCCGAGCCAUCAAAGCGCUGAUUUGCUCGAAGUCCACCCUAGCAGAGCAACAGGUCUUUGUGAAGAUCCGCUCUGCCAAUCUCUCUGCGCUUCAAGCUGUCUUGGAUCAACGCGAUGAGCGCCGGAGAGGACUACACAGCUUUGUCUGCAGCAUCAAGGUCGGACCGGUGGCGGCCAUGCGAGCUGGGAAGCUACGAAGCAAGCAUACCCACCCUUCGACAAAUGGAGGCUUGAGGCCAAUGUGGGGUACGGAUGGGGUUGAUUUUGCAUUCAAAGCGCCAGGGGACGAGUUCGACUUGGCACUGUGCGUCAAGAUAUGCAAAGCUGGUAGGGCUACCCAAUCGGAACUUUUGGCAGUUGCAGAAAUGGAGAUUCCACCUGGAAGGCAUGCUCAUCGGCUGCUGCUUUUUCCCGCUGUGGAGGGAGCCAUAGCGCGGGGGCCGUUGAUAUUAUUUCUGGAGACGGUGAUGGUGGAGUCUCACAUUGGAGUUUCGUGCAUUUCAUGCAGGACCAAGCCGAUUCGAGGGCCAAGAUUUCAAUGCAGUAUAUGUCCCAAAGUCAAUCUGUGCCAUGAAUGUUAUCCCUUGCGGGCGACAGUCCAUCCGGACCAUGAUUUCCUUCGAUUUGAGACUGCGGACUAUCUGGAGCCAACUCGUUCAAGCUCUGUCAGGUCGAACCUGUCCCUUGCUGAUUCUGGCAGACAUUUGCUGCAAGAGGCAUUGGUCGAACGAGAGCUUGCCAGCCAGGACCUCAUCGUGGAGCUUGUUCGCAGCACUGAUGACGCUGCAACCUCAUUCGCCGAAAUAGACUCCUUCGGCCUUUGCUGUGCAGCAGAUGAGGAAGACGAAAAUGUCGUGCUGAUAGAGGACAUUUUGUCGGCUUCGCCUGCGGCAGACUGGAACAACGAUCAAGACAGGUCCCAGCCUUGGGGCACAUUUAUGCUCAUCGGCGAUGAGAUCAAGGAGGUCAAUGGCAAAACUGGUUCAGAAAACAUGUUGUCGGAACUCGCCACGGCGAGCCGGGCAGUUCUGCACAUAACACGCCCCUCUCGAAGGGCCCGCGCCGUGCUGGAAGCCACUGCAGGAGAUGUGGUCGCGGCUGGAGAUAUACUGCUUGGCGAUGAUGCUGCAACGGCCCUCCACCUGAACAGCGAGGACCAGGUCUGUGCCAUUUGCACAGAUACGCAGCGACGUGGAGGAGCAUUGAGAAUACGACCCUGUGGUCAUGGAUGGUUUUGCCGCGGCUGCAUUCAGCAAUGGACAGCUGUGCAGAUGAGCGAGGGCAAAAGCGCUGUCAAUUGUCCCAUACCAGAAUGUAGACGAAGUAUUGGACACCGGCAGCUGCGCGCAGUCCUUUCGAUUGCUGACUUCGGCCGCUUCGUGCGAAGAUCUGUGGAAAACCUAUGCCUGGCUGAUCCGUCUUUAAUCGCUUGCCCAACGCCGGACUGCCCAUACCGUGCUUGGAUCGGCGAAGGUGAUCGGUCGAGACUCAUCUGCGAGGAGGAAGCCCGCCGGUCUGCUUUGAUGAUGGAGGGUUACCAACGUAUCGUGCCUCGAAUUGAGGAGUGCCUGCGACAAGCUAUGUUCCGCAGCUGCCCUGGAUGCAACAUGCCCAUCGAACGCACAAAUGCAUGUUGCCAUAUGACUUGCUCACACUGCCACACGGAGUUCAGCUGGAUCUGUGGCAACAUCUAUAAUGUCUGCAGGGCCACACACAACUGCAUGCACAACUCCAUAUACUUGCACGAGAUUUUGGGCGAUGAGCUCCGACGUAGAAAUCUACCGGCAACAGAUGAGAUGGGCAGCGAUUUGUUUCUGGAAUUCCGUGCAGCAUACCUUUUGGCACAAAUCAGGGCAGAAGUUGGUGAGGAGAUGUGGCAGACACUGCAAAGCAACCGGCCAGAUCUCUUACAUAACGUAAUUCGUGGUCGUGGAAGCAUUCCCUGGGACAACUCUGCGGUUCUUGCUCGUUUGCGGCAGGCACUGCCGCAUGCUUUUCCAUGA
This is a messenger RNA of Symbiodinium sp. CCMP2456, 2877 nucleotides long. The record is from the annotation of a GenBank genome assembly. NCBI's taxonomy places the organism in Eukaryota, Dinophyceae, Suessiales, Symbiodiniaceae.